Cladocopium goreaui is the source of this 11325-nucleotide messenger RNA. Lineage: Eukaryota; Dinophyceae; Suessiales; Symbiodiniaceae. The record is from the annotation of a GenBank genome assembly.
AUGGGUGUGGGUGAUGACUUCGUUUCCACAGAGCUUGGAUUUGCCCCGGUCCAUUUGAAUCAUAAGACCGCGUUGGGUGAACCGUGGCUGGUGGAGUCAACAACUUUGCGAGAGGAGACUUCGGGUUUGGCCUUUCGAUAUGAGAAAGAAUUGCACAAGAAAUGUCAGGACAACAGCCUGGAAAAGUGGGGCAAUCUGGUCUAUGGGAUGCAGGUGGACGGCAACUGGGUCCAAGUCGGUGAUCAUUAUUUGCCCAUCCGGGUGAGUAAGAAGGGUGUGAGUUUGAAGGUCUUGUGGCGGCAGGACAUUGCGAUCCUCCCUUGGCAAUCUUCUGACCAUCGCAAAGUGCGGCUUUGCCUAUUGGCUCCUUCAGGAGAUUACUCAGUCUCAGGCACAUUUACAGGCUGGGGGACGUCGGCCGAGAACUGCGAAGAUCGUCUUCCACUGAAGGAUCUUCAAAUACCUGACAUUUUGUCGAAAGAGUUGAAGGGUAGGCAGGUGUACUACAUACAGCUUCCUGUUGCAGAGUUGCAAGAUGCUCAAUUCAAGUUCCGGCUUCAUGAGAAAGGCUGGUUUACCGACUCUUUGCGCUGGGAAUGGGAAAUGAACAAUCGCAAAGUUGAGUCUGGUGCUUGCUUCGCCACGGUUUCAAACAUCUUUGUGUCGUGGGGCAGCCCAGAAGCAACUGACGAUGACAUGGUUGAUUUCCUGAAGGUGGCCUUGUUCGGCCAAGUGCAGAAGGCAUUGUUUGGCCAAGUGCAGAAGGGCUUUGACAAUGCCGUGCGCGUGGUGGAAGAGGUCGAGCACAGCGUGCUUCACGUCACCUGUGUGGAUCCAUCAGGCCGACAGAUGACCCAGCGCAUGCAGUUCCAAAGCAGCAUCACAAAGGCGCUUGAAUACAUGUUCUUCCGCCCUGAGAUUUGGCAGCUUUCUCCUGGGCUGUACGUUUGGGUGGCGAUGCAAGAACAGAAAAGGACUGGCAUGCUCCGCUCUUUGACGUUCUUGGAGAAACUCAUUGGAAUCUUUGCUGAUUGGCCGGUUCAGCUCACACAGCACCCAAAGCUGGCAGAUCAUGUGCAUGAAACUGCUCAAAAAGCGUUGUUGGCAUCAUGUGCUGGUCGGGUUUCCUCCAAAGAGUGGCUGCAGGCAGCCAUACAGAUUCUCCUACGCUGCAAGGAUCCAGAAAAAGCCAGGCGAUCCUGGUGGCCCCUUGUUGUGGAGAUGGCUGGACGGCUUGAUCCAGACACUGAAUCGCCCGACUGGGGAGCCAUCCAGUUACAUCCCCAGUUACAUCCUGUCCACUUUCCACACUUCACACUGGACCUAGCUCUCCGUGUUGCUCUUCAACCUCCUGCUAGUGCUCUUGAGGUCUGGUCUUCUGCCACGAGAUUCCUGGAACACUUUCAGCAUCUUCGUGAUCAGCAAGUUGACAGCGUUGCUGUUUGCCUGGCUUUGGAUGAAGCUUUGGUGAGGCACAGCAGAAGCACUUCGAUGAGUUGGACGGCUGUUGCAGUGGAACUUCAAGAAUUCCUGGGGAAACUGGCCGAAGGUAGCUUCACUGAGCAACUGCAAUACAGUCUGAAAGCUAUCCUUGUCCAGAACUGGGACAGAUGCAGUGGCCGUCUGAACGAAAUUCCAGCAUGUGGUCAGAUCACCCAGAGUCUGGUACUUGUGGCUAAGGCAAUUACCGAUGAUCCUCGCAGAGUGUACUUCGUGCCCUUUGAAAGAGGAGCUGCAUACCACUGGUUGCGCUUGGCUGCCGUCAUAGGAAGUGAACACCAUGCACAGGAUGAGCAAUGGAUUGAAGGUGUUGCACACUUUGCAGCAUACCUGUGCGAGCAGAGGAUUUCAUCAAUGUUCACGAAGAACGCCAUAGAGACCUUGUUUCUGCUGCGUGGCUCGCAAGCGUUGCAGAAGGCGCUCUUCGCCCGACUCUGGAAAUACCAUCGAUCUGCAAACCGCAUCAACGACAUCUAUAGGUUGCUGGGAUUGCCUUCCACAGAUUAUUUUCAGGAUGAAGCUACCUUGGCGUUCUGCGUUUCCAUGCUGCAGUGCUACUUGCAAUCGCUUGCAGCUGGAGACUGCUGGUGGGAGCACUGGCAACGAUGGUUGCGGCGGGCUGAUGAGCACGAGCAGAGUUGGUAUGUGGAAGUGGUUCUGCGCUACACUUUGCUGUGUGCCUGUGAGGUGUCUCCUGGUGGCUUCUGCUUUUCCAGCACUUUUCCUGAAUUGAGUCGCCUUCAAUCCACAUGGGGAGUGCCAUUCAUCAGAGAGGAACGCGAAGGAGAGCUGAAGGUGAAGUUGAUUCUGCGACGCCCAGAGCUGUGGCAAACUUGCCUUGACAUUGCGAAGCGUCGCCCCUGUGCAGUCCCACUCCUGAAGCCCCUGAAGGCGUCAUUGAGUUCUUUGGUGCAGAAAAUCUGCCAGGAAAUUUUGACUGUCCAAGAGGUACUUGAAGCUGGGAAUAACCUCACAGCAUGGGAGAAUCCAAGCUUCAUAGAGUUGCUCAACCUGCACUCCGCAUCUGAAGUUCAAUCUCAGCUACGAGACAUGAUCAGCAAAGUUCGCUUCAUGCAGAAGUUUGAGGUGGCCGUGAAGCACAGCUUGUUGCAGCUGUUUCCUCGGCUGGUGCAGGCUGCCAAAGAGUUUGCGACCUUUUUGCAUGAAUUCUUCAUGAAAGCCAAUUGUGAUGCACACAAACCCGUAGCCAGUCAGAUAGCAGAGCUUUCGAUUCAGCUGACCCAGCUCAAUGUGGAUGCAUGGAAGGAAGAUUUGGAAGAGGAGAAGCUGCAGUUGAGUAUUGCGGGUGUCUCAGCACCUAGCUUUGUCUCCAUUCUGGCUGCCAUUGAGACUCUUCAUUUGGCUCGUUCUGAGAAGUACCGACCACUUCGUUCAAUGUUUCAAGAGGCAGAGGAGAAGUUGAAGAGAAGCGAAAAGAAGAUGCGACCGCAACAGCUUGGCAUUUUGGAUAUGGUCUUCUUCCUUUACAAGGAACUCAUGUGCAACUUGGAGGCCCUUUCUGAGCUUGGAAGCGAAGAUUCUGGCUUGCCAGCGCAAGUUCUAUGUUCCAUUGAAAAACAUUGGAAUGAAGUUCCACCACAGCAGGUGCCACAAAUUCUCGAAGAAGUUCAGUCUGUGACUUCCGUGUUGGGCACAAACCUUUCAAGGCUAGGCAAUCGCUUGGAGGCCGUACUUCGAAGCAGGCAGACCGUGGAGUUUUGGAGGAGCUGCAGCCGAAUUGUCACCAAAUUGUCCAGUGCUGUUCCCAACAAAAGUAUUCCAAACGGCUUCAAAGAAGAUGAGACGAAACGGCAAGAAGCUUCUGUGGCAGCAAUGCGCAGUGCCUUUGAGGGAGCUGCGCAGUCUGACAUCGGUCGAAGUUGUCUCCUUUCCAUGGAAGAUUUGGACCGAGUUGGCCAAGUCACUGAGGAAACCCGCGAACAUUUUGCCUUUUUGGGAAGGGGUGGCUUUGACUCAGUGCUUCGCCUUGUAAGCGCAAUGGCGGAAGUUCCAGGUCUCUCAUUUCUGAAAGUUCUCCUGGACACUGCGCAGAAAGGAGAGCAUUUGGCAACCAGAUUGGCAGACAUCAUGGAGGGUAGCCUCACUCCAGAGACUUUGGAGAGUGUAGAGAGGGCCUCUUUCAUUUUCAUGCCGCUCUGUGCAGCUGUAUUGUCAGCCUUGAAUUGCUCGAUGGAUGCGAACAAAUUCCGCCUGAUGGUUGAGGGCUGGUGGUCUGAAGGGAUCCGAAGUUCCGCACUGCAGGCCAAAUCCAUCACCGACAUCGGGGGUUUGUUGCUGAAAAUGCUGCAACAGCUGUAUUCCAAAGAAGGUCACAAGUUGAAUGAAUUCUUUGAAGGCUUGAAGUCUGCCCUAAGGUUGGGCCAGGUUGUUCAGCAAAAGCUGGAAGAAAAUUCUGAUGAUGCGACAGCUGUGAGUAAUACAGUGCAUGGCAUGGUGAGUGCUGGACAUUUGGAACUCGUCCCCAAUUCUGAGGGCACUCAAUUUGAGGUGACUGGAGUCUUCGAAUUCAACAAAGGCCAUGAGAUACGGGAUAUGCAGCAACUUACAGAGUGCUCCGACAAAGCCAGUUUGGCUGUGCCCAAGGGCAAUGAUGACAAUCCAACAGCUCUGACGCAGGAGAAAGUGCAGGUGUUCACAGGGUGCAUUGAAGGCAUCAUUGGCUUGCGACAGGAGCUUUCAGAACUGCUUCAGAUUGGACAUCCAUAUCUUGAGGACUUGGCCGACUUGCGAUUUCCUCAGGAAGGAGAGGGCUUAUCUGUCCUGACUGUGCAGGAACUCAAAGAGAUGCUGAAAUCAGCGCGGGAUGCGGUUCAACAAUGGUGCAAUGCUUUGGACGAAACCCGAGCAGAGCACCCUAUCAUGAGUUGUGUUCCUGCUCGAAACAUCACCAAACUCAGCCGUGCAAUGUUGGAGAAUCCGCUUUCAGAUGUUCAAGCCUUGCUGUCGCUUCAGUUGAACGGUACCAAUGGUACCAAAGGUACCCUUGCAGGCCCCACUCCAGAGCAGCUUUCGCUCUUGGCCGAUGCUUUCCAGCAGUGCAAGUUCAUCCUGGCUCAGAAGGAAGCCAUGACUACCUUGCCACCUUUGCAUGAAUUGGCCAAGAACUACCGCCAAGCUCGGCCGGAUGAUGCAACCACUACCAGCAGAAUGCAGUUUCGUAUCCCUCCCAAAUUUCACCUGAAACGAGUUGUAUUGGUGAAGGAGGAGCAGUCGCACGAGUCUGGAUCGUCACCCUUGCAGAGUACUGCCUCAACCACCCUUCUGUCAAUUUUCCUGUCAUUGGGAGUGGGGCCCAGCCCUGAGAAUGUCCUCUUGUGUGAUUCAAGCACUACGAAGGAUGAUAUACUGAGGUUUCUGCAUCGAGUGACGCACGCAGCACACAUGGCCGGGGAAGGAAAUCAAUCGGAGAUUCAUGGGGUCUUUGUGCAUGUGGAUUGCUUGCACAUUGGCAUCUUGCAGGUUCUUGUGUCUAGGGUUGAGGCAAUGCAUGCAGCUGUCGGCAAGCGCAAGGAAAGCUGUGGUGCCGUGGGGAUUGAAGUGCGCUUAGUGUUCACGGUGACAAGCAAGGCGCCUCUCGCCCUCAUUGAGAACCUGGAGAAAGAUCUCUGCAUGCAGCAGCCUGUGAAGAUCUUGAAGUUAUCCAGCAUCAAAUCAUUCCUAGGCUCCAAGGACACUCGGGAGGCUUUGGGAAGUCAUUGCGUUGUGUCUUCUGACUUUGCUGGUGAUGGAAAAACCCAUGCCAUUCACAGGGCUCCAGGUUGGCAUCAGAAUUCCUCCGUGACGAGCCUUUGGGGCGGAGCCCAAGCGCGUGGCCAGGCCGCCAGGCUCUUGCGAAAGGGCGGCGACGUUCGAUGCCUUCAUCUGGAACUCCAUGGCUUUGAAGAGGGUCUGAUGGGAACGGCUGGGGCCUAUUACCCAUGUGGUGGCGUUGAUGCCGACAUGUUGCUCUUGGAGUUGCUACUGUUCCGCUGUGUAUUUGAUCCCGAGCGCUCAGAAUGGACACGGCUGCCAGCUCGCACCAAGAUCUUCGUGGAGGUGGCGAACUCCAUCAAGAUCUCCCAUGGAGCUGGAGCUGCUGGAGCUGCUGGAGCUGCUGGAGCUUCGACUCAGCUGAUGUUUUUGUCCGCUCCCAUUUUGCAGGCGAUGCCGGAGCAACUCAAAGUAGAUCCGCACUUCCCAUUUGCUUUUGAUCCUGUAGAUUUUCAUCCUGAAGUAGCUGCGAACACUGCCUGUGACUUUGCCAUUGCUGGUGCAGCCUUGCUCUUGAGGCAAAGGUUGCAGAGAUUGGUGGGAUGGCAAGACGAUGCCGUCUUCAAAUUCCUCCCAGAUGGCUCUAUCGUUGCCGGAGAUCACGUGCGGUUGCUGCAGGAGUUGUCAGGGGAGGUGAAUGAAGCUGCCCAGAGAGCUCUGCAAGACGCCUGGCUUCGGGGCAUUGGUGUUGAAGCGGACAGGGAGCCUCCGGUGUUGUCCAAAGCCACGGUGAUGGCUUUCCUCACUUUCUUGGCAAAUUGGACCAGGAAUUGGGCCUUUCACGCCUUCCACUUCGAGCAGCAGCUGGAGGGAGUUUCCGGUCUCGACAUACAUGGUACCUUUGUUCCAGUGCUGAAGGCGAUGAUCGGAAUGGCUGCGGCAAUGUGUUUGCGAUCUUCAGCUGCCGAAGCUCAAGAGCAGCAACAGGCCCACAAGACGUUUAGGACGAGUGAGGAUCAGCGAGCCUCUUCACCUGCUUCCUUGUCUGAAGCUAUGGCUGCUAGAGUGGUAGAUGGCCGCACCAGUGCGUCCACAGUUUGGGCCUUCAACACUGGCGGCUCUUUGCGGUUUAUUGGGAACAGCAGUGAGGUUCCAGCUGCCUUGAAACAUUUGUGGAAGACUGUGAGGGAUCAAACCCGGCAGGCUUUUCCAGAGCCGCUUACCAACUUGGGCAUAGCAAGCCAAGAGAACUUGCGGUCUUUGCUACUGGAGGUGAUGUCCGGACAUGGAUUGACACCAGAAGAACUCAAGGAGACCUUUAAAGGCUUCGUCUUGACCCGAGACAACAUGAUCAAGCUGGUAGAUGUGGCUGAACGAUUGCGAGCCAAGUUGCUGUGCAUUCUCAUGGGUGAGGUAUUGCUACGCUUGACCACUCGCUUGCUGGGUGCUGAAACCUUGGACGAACAGCAGGUGCAUGCUGGGACUACCGAGAAACAGAUCCUUGACGCCGUGGAUGCCGCGGAGGAGCGUGCCAGGGUGCGGCAGGCAGGUUUGAAAGAUGGCAGUGCGGAGCAGAUGGUGGUGCAAUUCUGGGAUGAAAUCAACACCUGUCCACAUCAGCCACUCUUCAAGCAGAUCCUGGUUGAUCGCAUCAAUCCUCGGACUGGCCAAGCAAUUCACAGUUCCUUGCGCUUUGUUGCGGCCUGCAACCCUUGGCGCCUCGCAAGCCAAGGUUCAGUCUUGUCCGUGGGAUUUGAAAGCCCAGUAUGCAAAGAUGAUCGCUUGGCAGGCUUGGCAUAUCGAGUGCACCCGCUUCCAGAAAGUCUUUUUGUACACCUGUCAUCAUUUGGUCAGCUCACAUCAGAGGCAGAAGUGGAGUAUGUGAAGGAAAUGGCAAGUCAACCACCUCGGCUCUUGGAUCCUGAUGAUCAGCCACUGACAGCACCACCUGUAUCUGUUGAGAUGCGCAGUCACGUGGCCUCAAUUUGCCUCGUGCUGCACAACUUUUUCCGUGCCUUGGGGUCCUGUGUGUCCUUGCGAGACCCAACUCGUUUGUUGAGGAUUUGGGGCUUCAUCCGCUGGGAAAUGGAACAGCGAGACUCCAUCAUGCAUUUCGAUGGAAGACAAAUGUCUCCGCAGGCAGAGCUUGUCUCCAUGGUACUGGCUAUCCAUUUAGCCUAUGAGUUGAGACUUUCUGAGUUCAAGCUGCGUCAACAGCUUUUGCAAAGUCUCUUUGAGCCGUCCAGUGAGCUGAGCAAACUCUUCCAGAAGCAUUUCCCGGGUGAGUGCAAAGAUGGACCGGAAGGGAUUGAGAUUUGGAGAAGGAUUGUGAUGGAGGAGCAGAACUAUUGGCUCAACGCCAUUGAUGUGCCGGACAAUGUGGCCAAGGUCCGUGCCUUGAGAGAAAACAUCUAUGCUGAGUUGAUAUGCUCAUUGACUCGCACACCGAUUCUCGUUCUUGGAAAACCCGGAUGCUCCAAGUCGUUGACCGUAUCUCUGCUCAUUACUGCCAUGACCAAUCCACAUGCCAAACAGUUGUUGCACUUGGCCAGCUUCAUCGUCCAGCCGCACCAGGGAAAUCGUCAGUCCACGUCCAGUUCCUUGCUGCAGGUUUUUGACCGAGCUCGUGCGCGACAGAUCAAGCUCCGGGAGCUGAAGAAUCGGAAGACCCGGCCCUUGGCGUUGGUGCUGUUGGAUGAGGUGGGUUUGGCGGAGCAAAGUCCACACAAUCCGCUGAAAGUGCUUCAUGCGCGCUUGGAGCCGCGUCGCUUGGAAGACGCCGUGUCCGUGAUCGCCAUCUCUAACUGGGAACUCGACCGUUCCAAACUGAGUCGCGCCCUGGUGUUGGCGUGUCCCCCACCAUCGCAUGCGGACUUGCGGGAGACUGCAUUGGCCAUCAUUCGGGCAUACUUGGACCAUGAGACUCACAUCCGCAACCAGUUGAUGGCCAGUUUAGAACCCAUGGCCAAAGCCUUCAUGGAGAUUUUGAAAAAUCAAAGGCCUGCAGACUUCCAUGGUCUCCGUGACUGGUAUGGUCUAUGCUCUUUUGCUGCACGUUUGUUGUUGGCGGCAGAUGUGCAGAUGGGUUUGAGCUCAGAGGAAGUGCAGCAAGGAGCCUUGAUGGGCGGAGUUUCUCGUUCUCUCAGUGAAGAAGCAACUCGAUUGGUGAAACUGUGCCACGAGAAGCAGCUGAAAUUCGUGCCGGCAGUUUGGGCGUUGCAGCUUGCGGUGCUCAACAAUGUCAGUGGACAUGAUGAUUCGGAAUCAUUGGACAAGAUGGUUGAAAGUCUGAGCAAGCCGCAGACUGGAAGUGAGGGAAUGGAUGGGGUUCCUUUGUUGUCAGACAUCUACCCCGAGGUCCUGCGAGCUUCCAAGCGGUUGGACAGUUUGCUUGGAGAUGUGGAUGGUCGCCAUAUUAUGGUCAUCACAGACUCACCGGGGCCGGUCAUUGCGUGGAUUCAGCACCGAGCUCCUUUGAUCGGCAACUGGAAUCCUGAGAGCCUGGUUGGCAGUCCACUGGAGCAUGACAAGGUCAGCACAGACAUUUAUGCGCAGUCAAUGAUUCAGGCGGCCAUUGUGAGCAUGGCUCAGGAAAGACGACUCCUGAUUCUUCACAACGUGGACCCCAUCUAUGCUGCCUUGUAUGAUGUCUUCAAUUCCAACUACAGCCGUGCAAGUGGCCCGAACAGUCAACGGUAUUGCCGUAUCGCCCGCGAGGGCUUUUGCAAUCCUCGCUGCGCUGUCGCGGACCAAUUCAAGACCGUCUUGGUGGUGACGAGGAAGCGGGCAGCCCAGUACGAAGCGGCUUUGUUGAACCGCUUCGCCAAGCUGGAGGUGGAGCAAUCCGAUUUGCUUCCAGAGCCAGAAGAAGUUUGGGACUUUGAAGACCAGGUGAAGCGGAUGUGUCCAGCAUUUCACGGCAGAUACGGUGAACAAGCUACCGAUGUGGUGGCAGCUUGUCCGAUGGAUUCGGCACAACCAGGUUUGAAGACGCUUUUGGAAACUAUCACAUUGUCAGCCCUCAUGCGCACUGAGAGUGACUCGGGAAGCCUGUCAAAGGAAGCUUUGCUUUGUCCAUUGAUGUCUUUGGAGUUUUCGCCACAUGAUAUCAAAGAUUCUUUGGUGUGGCUCAGCCCCAACUCAAAGUCCUGCUUUGGCGCUCUCCUUUGGGACAUCUACAGCAGUCCAAGGGUUGGGCAGAGCCAUGUCGUUUUUCCGUUGCUUGUCCCGACGUUCAGCGCCCCAAAUCAAACUCUUGACAUCAGGGCGGUGCCUGAAGUUGAAGACAGUUUGAAGGUUUUCUCUGAGAUACGGAUGGACAACAUUGUCUCACAAGCUACUCUCCGUGACUGCAUGAAGGACCACACUGAGAAAGUGACCAAGCAGCUUCAGAAUGCAAAUGGGAGACUUCUUUCAGCACUAAGCGUGCACAUCAGCAUGAAGCAGGAGAAUGCACAGGACCUGGUGGAUUAUUUGCGUUUCCAGCUUGAAUGGUAUGCUCAGGAGCUGGUUGGAGUGUUGCAACACACCAAGGCACCAGCUGUGCAUGUUCUUGCUUUGGUUGUCCAUGGCAUCCGAGGCAGUUGCGGCCCUGAUCGCAGCAUUCGGCCAUUUCUUCUUGCUGGCCCACUGAUGCCACAGCCACUGAGCAGAGAUGCAGCUUCAGUGCAGCUGCACGAAUGGACCGGCGUUGCAGUGGAUCAUUUUUCUCACAUUUUGCCUUGGGAAAUGCCUUCAACCGAACUCUUGCAUGGCAACAUCAAAGGCAUUUUUGGCUUGGAACAGGAAGGAGGAAUGGAGCGUUUUCGUUUCAUCUUGGCAGAUGCUUUGCCACAUGUCGUUCCUGGCUUUGGGCUUGAGCAAAAUGCAGAUAGCUUCACUAUCAUUCAAACCUUGAUGCAAGAGAUUCACAACAAAGACGAGCUGGUGAAGUGCAUUCAGGCUGUUCUGGCUGAUCAGCUGUCUCUGGACCAGGCGAAUUGGCGAUCCGAGGUGGCCAAGAAUGUGAAGCUUCUGAGACGCACGGGACCUUUUCAGCUCGCCCUGCUUUCACAUUUGAGGCAAGACGAGAAGAUUUUGCCCGUUCUUGAGGCAGUGUGGAACCAAAGUUUGCACAGCAGCUGUCCAUUUUUCGCGGACGCCACUGAUCUGCAGAAGGCCCACUGGAGACCGGUGGCUGAAUCGCUUCUGGGAAGCCGCUUGGAUCAGAUGGCAAUGCUGUGCCAACUUCAUGAUGUGCCAGCUUUGACGAUGCCAGGAAGUCCGGCUGUGAUGCAAAUCAUAUUCCCUCAGCUUCAAGGAUUCCAGGGUUUCCAACAGAGCGAUCAUGAUUUCAGUCCGGUACUACUGAACCAUUCAACUCAGCUAGCUGCAGUGCUCCGGCGUUGCUUACCAGAUGCACUUUGGCAGGUGCUGAAGGCAGCUGGCGAGGCUAUGUCUCAUGGUGAAGUGGGUUCGUUUGGCGAAGAUGUGAUCACCGAAGUGGCAACGCGAGCGUGCCGCAUUGUGCAAGAGUGGCCUGGGAGUGCCAUUUUCACAUCUGUCCGGUCCCAUCUUCAAAGUCUCAUUGGUGCCUUGCUUCGCAGCAUGCCCGGCAUGCCCAGCACCCAACAAACCGACCUUCCAGCUGGUGACAUCGCAACAGAGCUGCCUGAUAGCAAUGCAUCCACAGCUCUUUUGCCCGCGGUGGCUGCCAUUUUGUUACUCCCAGUGUCAGAGCAGGUCUGUGAUUUGCAGUUGCGAUUUCCGACGACCAGGGCAGCCAGGGCCUGGCAGAACUUCUUGCCAGCCCAGCCACUCCUCAAUGGAACUUGGCAGAACAUCAGACAGCAUGCCAUUCAAGGAGCUUUCCAGCUUCAUGCCGCAGAACUAGAAGAGUCCUUGUGCACUGCCCCGAGCCAGAACUUUCAGGACGCCCAAACUCCCAACCAACCAGCUUUGCGAAGUGGGGUACUGACAUUACAUUCUGGGAAUGAGGCGCCCAGAACAACCCAGCGAUGUUGUCGCAAAGAAACUCGAUCUUUUUUGAAGAUAGUAAUACUUGCAGUCUUGGCGAAACUGUUGAACCCUAAGGAGCUUGCGAUAGCCUUUCUUCCUGCAGGAACCUUCCCUUGA